UAUACUCAGUGAUCUAAUUGAUACUCUGUGUCACUAUUAUAAGUAUUGUCUUGAGUUAUUAUUGUGUUUAAAAGUGUUAAUUAAACAUUACUAUAAAACUUGUUUAUUCUCUGUCUGAAUUACCUUUCACAUAUCUUCUAAGUCUUAUAAGUGUGCUGCUUAAAUCUUUUGGUGCAGUACGUAAAUUGGUGUCAGAAGUCGGAUUUUUAGAGGAAGUCCAAGAGUCCUCAGUGAUUCAACUGCAAGUGGAGACGUCCAUCUACAGAAGAGUCAAGAAUCCAGUUAAGGCAAAGAAGAUAAUAAGGCAUCCAGCGUCAGAAGGAAAAAAUCAUGGAUUAUUUAUAUUUUAAGAUGUAAAAAAUCAAAAACAUUUAUGUUGUGCCCUGAAACCAAGGCGAUCCACCCACGUAAGAAUAAAGUACCGUGCGAAGUACAGUUGUUCCAAAACUCAAAAGACUUACCAGAAAAUUGUGAAAUGAUGUACUUCCAACUGGAAACAACGUUAUUUCACAAAUUGCAACUGAAGAACCAAUGGCUGUACGCAACGACCGAAGAACCGCUUGUAAUCGCUUGCGACGGGAAAAAGGAGUCCAUCGCUCAUACCAUAAACGACGUUGGCGCCUUAUCACUACCCGAAACAUGCAAAGCAUACGCAUCGUACGAUCUGUUGAUACCGGCUGCAUUGGGGAUCACAAAAAACUAUACAGACUUUGUGCCCACUACAAGUAUGACAAUUGACCUAACUUUAUUUACUAAUGAAAAUGUAAUUCCAGUAGUAGAUGCAAGGCGAAUCACAAACACUAAUCAAUUUAAUGAUUUACCGACCAUUGGGAAGUCAGUUAAACAAUUGAGAGAACAGUUCGACGAACAACUGCGAGCUAAACACCGUCGAAUACAACCUAUAAUUAAUUAUGUCUUGGCAGCAGGCAUAAUAUGUAUAAGAAUAGCGGGCUGCUCAUGUUUCAUUGUAAUACGAUGGAAAAAAACCAGAGUUGACACACAAGUGCCAACAAAUCAAAACAACGAGUACGGUAAUGAAGAAAUACCGUUGGAACACCGAUGGCCAGAUGAUUUCGAGCAGGGGUAUUCAUCCGCGUCGGUAUGCGAGCCGAGCGUCGCAAAUAAUAGCACGCCGCUUCCUACGUGUCCAGAUGGCAAUUUGACAACACAUGCUAAGAUACGUUUGGAAUACGGUUUCUAAAGGGAAAAAUAAAAAUGUAUUGUUUAUAUUAUAUAACUUAUUAGAAUAGUUGUAAAAUUUAAGACAAAUUUUAAUUUUUGGUAUACAUUUUUAUCUUGUAGAGGGAAAGUGUUAAUUAAACAUUACUAUAAAACUUGUUUAUUCUCUGUCUGAAU
This is a messenger RNA of Adelges cooleyi (spruce gall adelgid), 1356 nucleotides long. RefSeq lists its product as uncharacterized. The coding region runs from base 374 to 1201 and encodes 275 amino acids. The transcript has 2 exons. The record is from RefSeq and is a predicted model, not a curated record. NCBI's taxonomy places the organism in Eukaryota, Metazoa, Arthropoda, Insecta, Hemiptera, Adelgidae.